Cannabis sativa is the source of this 3156-nucleotide messenger RNA. RefSeq names its product protein NARROW LEAF 1. The coding region runs from base 1089 to 2912 and encodes 607 amino acids. NCBI's taxonomy places the organism in Eukaryota, Viridiplantae, Streptophyta, Magnoliopsida, Rosales, Cannabaceae. The record is from RefSeq and is a predicted model, not a curated record. The transcript has 6 exons.
CACCUGCUUACUUUACCACAUUUAUAUGCAAAGAGAGAGGGAGCUUUGGUUCUCAUGGUUGUUCCACAGUAACACCCACAAUAUGCUACUCUACUAAACUAAUUACUCACUCCCAACUCCCAACUUUUGUCUGAAAUUUUUGCUUCAAAAUUGCUUCUUUUUCCUUUUUUUUUUCUCUUUUCCUGUACAAGUAUUUGACUGUGUGUGUGUUCAGAGAUGCAAUUUAACAGCAGUGAAGCUCCUCAAACAAGAUACCCUUCAAUUCAUUACUGAUCAGUAAGGUUUCCACUUCUUAUUCCUUCAGCUUAAAAUUCUUUAUGAUUUGUUUUCCACUGCAAAGUAUGGACCUUUUGUUUUGUUUUGUUCUUGGUUUUUGUUGAGUUGAGUUUUCUUGCUUUUCAACUCUGUUAUUUAUAUACAGUCUUUUGUUAAUGUUAAUGUUAUGUAAUGGGUAUAUAACUGUUUUCCCAGAUACUCUGUCUUUCUAUUUUGUUGUGAUUUUCAGUGAAUUCUUUGUUUUGUUUUGUGUAUGUGACUGUUUUCUUCGAUACCCAUUUUUGUAAAUCUCGUAAAGCUUCAAGAUUUGGUGAAAAGUUUGUACAUUUAUGGUUAAUGAAAAGAAUGUAAAAAAAAAAAAUUGUAUUGUGUGAGGUGUAAGUACUAGGACCACAUGGUGUCUUUGGGAGUUUCUUUUCUUUGAUUCCCCCCCUCCACCUGUUUUGUUUGGUUGGUGAGAAACUAGAGGAAGAAAGAAAGUUCAAAGCUGCUCUGAAUAGUUGACUGUCUUUUCUUUUUGUAUGUUCUUAGUUGUCUUGGAAACCUAACAAUAUUUUGUCUGGAUAAUCAUGUAAUCAAUUAUGUUAAUUGACACUUGGGUUUUGUUUAACUUUUGGUUCUGUAAUUAUCAAUAGUUUGUAACAGAAAAAAUGGAAAGAAAAGUUGUCUUUUUGAAACUUUUGCAAUUAUGUUUGGUUUUUAUGGUGGAAAACAUCAUUAUUUUGUCUAUUCAACUGUACUAAUUACUCCUUUACUUUAGGGAGGAUGUUGCAUUAUUAUGAUUUUCACGUUUAUAAAGGUAAGAAUAUAAUAUGGACCGGAGUAGACACAAUCCAAUGGUUCGAUGUUCAUGUUCAACACCAUCCGAGGAAUCAGCUUUAGACCUUGAGAGGAACUGUUGUAGCCAUUCUAAUUUGCCUUCUUUAAGUCCACCAACAACACUUCAACCCUUUGCCUCGGCUGGACAGCAUUGUGAGAGUAGUGCUGCUUACUUCUCGUGGCCUACCUCAAGUCGAUUGAAUGAUGCUGCUGAAGAAAGGGCUAACUAUUUCGCGAAUCUACAAAAGGGAGUACUACCUGAGAAUCUUAACAGAUUGCCAAAAGGUCAGCAAGCGACUACGUUGCUUGAACUUAUGACUAUAAGAGCAUUCCAUAGCAAGAUCUUGCGUUGUUACAGUCUGGGAACAGCAAUUGGGUUUCGAAUUCGUCGUGGUUUGUUAACAGAUAUACCAGCUAUUCUUGUCUUUGUUUCCAGAAAAGUGCACAAGCAAUGGCUCAGCCCCAUCCAAUGUCUACCCACUGCGUUAGAGGGCCCUGGAGGAGUAUGGUGUGAUGUUGAUGUUGUUGAAUUUUCAUAUUUCGGUGCCCCUGAGCCUGCUCCCAAAGAACAAUUGUACACAGAGAUUGUUGAUGACUUGCGUGGAGGUGACCCGUGCAUUGGCUCAGGUUCUCAGGUGGCAAGCCAGGAAACAUAUGGAACUUUGGGUGCUAUAGUAAGAAGCCAAACUGGGAAUCGACAAGUUGGCUUUCUCACAAAUCGUCAUGUUGCUGUUGACUUGAACUACCCGAACCAGAAGAUGUUUCAUCCUCUGCCUCCAACACUCGGACCUGGAGUUUAUCUCGGUGCAGUGGAGAGAGCCACCUCAUUUAUCACUGAUGAGCUUUGGUAUGGCAUCUUUGCUGGAAUAAACCCAGAGACAUUUGUGAGGGCAGAUGGAGCAUUCAUUCCUUUUGCUAAUGAUUUUGACAUGUGCACUGUUACUACAUCUGUUCGAGGCGUGGGAGAGAUAGGUGUUGUCAAAAUAAUAGAUUUGCAGUCACCGAUCAGUACCCUUAUCGGGAAGCAGGUGAUGAAAGUUGGAAGAAGUUCUGGCUUGACUGCUGGAACUGUUUUGGCGUACGCCCUUGAAUACAAUGACGAAAAAGGUAUUUGCUUCUUAACCGACUUUCUUGUUGUUGGUGAGAAUCAACAGACAUUUGACCUUGAAGGGGAUAGUGGUAGCCUUAUAAUACUAAAAGGUGAGAACGGUGAGAGACCACGACCGAUUGGGAUCAUAUGGGGAGGAACUGCUAACCGAGGACGAUUGAAAUUGAAAAUUGGUCAACCUCCUGAGAAUUGGACUAGUGGAGUUGAUCUCGGGCGUCUUCUAAAUCUCCUCGAUCUUGACCUCAUCACCACUGAAGAAAUGCUUAAAGUGGCAGUACAACAGCAGAGAGCUGCCUCAGCAACUGUGAUAGGAUCUACCGUCGGUGAUUCCUCAACAACCCCCGAUAGAAUCCAUCCAAAGGAAAAAGCUGAGAAAUUUGAGCCAUUGGGACUCCAAAUUCAGCAUAUCCCAUUAGAUGUUGAACCCAGCAGCCCAGCAAGGAAUUCAUUCUACGUAGAAACAAAAUUCCAGGUAGAAGAAGGGCCCGAGGAAGCCCCAAUCCCAAGCGUAGAACACCAAUUCAUUCCAAGCUUCCCUAGAAGAUCCCCACUUCACCAUAACAGUCUCAAGGAAAGAGUAGCAUCAGAGAAUCUUUCGUUGUUACGAAAUGGCUGCGGUGAAGACUUCUGCGUCUCGCUUCAGCUUGGGGACAACGAAGCCAAGAGGAGGCGUUCGGAUGCUUCCACUAGUGCUGAAGAACCAAAAUAACUUGGAUUUUGUUGUUGUUGUAGUUGGGUUUGAUGAUAUGAUAUGAUACCAUGUUGUAACAUUCUAACCAUUGGGUGAUGUUGUUAAACUAAUGUUAAAAGUGUAAAUUCUUAGGCUCAAAACAAGGGCCCUAGAGUGGAGUACACUGUACACAUACUUGGAAGCUCUCUUGUAUCACCAUUUUCAUUCAUGUCAACUUCCUUCUACUUUAAUUAGAAAUUUUGUUUAAGAAGUUAAUUCAGCU